This is a messenger RNA of Periophthalmus magnuspinnatus, 1564 nucleotides long. It is a transcript of the gene ypel3, whose product is annotated as yippee-like 3. The record is from RefSeq and is a predicted model, not a curated record. Bases 347 to 706 code for a protein of 119 amino acids. The transcript has 5 exons. Lineage: Eukaryota; Metazoa; Chordata; Actinopteri; Gobiiformes; Gobiidae.
GCACAUUUGUUUUGCACUCUUCAGUGCUUCACACUUCCUCCUCUGUGUUUUCAUAAACAAACCACAUUUGUCUUCUACCGAGGCCGCAGAUUCUCACGGCUUUGACGGACUGUUCUUAUAUUUGAGCUAAGUGCAUGAUUUACCGAAGAUCUCAGCGAUUCCUUAAAUACGGGUCAGACCUGAAGAGGAAACGCGGGCUUCUCGACAACAAGAGGCUUCUGUUGUCUUCUUUUUGUCCGACGGGCUGACGCGUGGUGCAUCGCUCCUGGACACAUCCGCACGACAAAAGCGCCACAGAGACUUCUCUGCGCUCACAAGGCUUUUAGCAGGGCAUAUUUCAUCAGACAUGGUGAAGCUGACAAAGGCCAAGACUUUCCAGGCCUACCUGGACUCAUGCCACCGUCGCUACAGCUGUGUGCACUGCCGCGCCCAUCUGGCCAACCAUGACGAUCUCAUUUCCAAGUCUUUUCAAGGCAGUCAGGGCCGAGCCUACCUCUUCAACUCCGUAGUAAAUGUUGGCUGUGGUCCUGCAGAAGAGAGGCUGCUGCUCACUGGACUUCAUGCUGUAGCUGAUAUCUACUGUGAAAACUGCCACACCACUCUCGGCUGGAAAUAUGAACAAGCCUUUGAGUUAAGUCAGAAAUACAAGGAAGGAAAGUACAUCAUCGAGCUGUCCCACAUGAUCAAAGACAAUGGCUGGGAUUGAGCAGAAAAAGGGCACCCUAUGACUGGUAGAAGUUGUAUCCCUUCAACUACAAGGGUUCCAAUGUCUCCCUCUCGUCUCACAUACGAGCCAUUGCUGUGCCACACUUUCACUUUGUGCAGUUUCGCCAAGAAUAGCAUGUGAAUGAUGCCUUAUCUUUUUCUGUUCUUCACGUUUCUUAAGCAGCUGCAGCAACACUUGCUGGUGCUGAUAUCCCAGUUGGCUGGGUCAUGGAGUGAAUGAGUGUAAGGUUUGUGUCUGAUAAGUAACUAGGACAUGUAAUCACGCUGGCAUGUGUGCAUGUUUGGGUUUCAAAGCAUGGUUUAACCACAAAUCUCUUAUCAGAAACCUCAAGAGUAGAUGGAAGUUAAUGGGAGUAAUACUUUCAACUGCAAAAUCCUAACUUAUCGGUUGCGGUCGCUGAAAUUGGCAGGUCCAUGGUGUAAAGUGGACUCAACUAUAAAUUUGUAAGAUAUUGCCUAUAAUGCAAAUUAUACCUGGCAAAAGGAAUUUAACCAAAUGCAUUAUCCUUCUGGUCAAAUGAUAAAUUGUUAAAGGCAAUCAGGGUUGAACACUAAAUCCCGGUCUACAGUGGAGCAUUUUAUGUAUGUUUUAUGAAUGAAUGUGUAUGUAUUUUAAGUUUGGUGUGAAAGUUAAAAUGGGUCUUAUGUAGGAUUCACGUGUAGUAUUUCCUCUGUAUAGGUGGGACGUUUUACUUAAUGCUGAAAAGAUCUAUCCUUUGUGUACCACUGAGCUGUCCUUUCGUAUGUAUCCAUGUUAGAGCAGAUCAGGCUUAAUAUUAAGUAGCAUAUUUAUGGUGAUUUUAAUGUCUGCUUCUUACAUUAAAGUGUAUUGUUUUAA